GGGGGCGGGCUCGCAGCAGAGGGUCCGCGGCUGAAGGAAGCCGCGCGGAGGCCCGGAGUGAGGCUACUCUAUUCGCCGCACCAUGGACUCACGCCUCGAAGACUAUGAGCUCAACGGCGACCUGCGUCCGGUCUCGCCCAGCUCUCCGGACGCCUCGCCACCCCGCUGGGGCAGGAACCGCCCCAUCAACAUGAACCAUUAUGCCAAUAAGAAGAGCGCGGCUGAGAGCAUGCUGGACAUCGCACUGCUGAUGGCCAAUGCCUCCCAGCUGAAGGCCGUCAUCGAGCAGGGCCCCAGCUUCGCCUUCUUCAUCCCCCUGGUGGUCCUCAUCUCCAUCUCGCUCGUGCUGCAGGUUGGCGUGGGCGUGCUGCUCAUCUUCCUUGUCAGGUACGACCUCAACAACCCUGCCAAGCAUGCCAAGCUGGACUUCCUCAACAAUCUGGCCACCGGCCUGGUUUUCAUCAUCGUCGUGGUCAACAUCUUCAUCACUGCCUUCGGCGUCCAGAAGCCCAUGAUGGAUGUGGCGCCCCGGCAGUAGGAGCUCAGGAAGAAGCAGAGGUCAGGGUCCUGGCUUUGACCUGCCCUCCCUCCCCCACCAACUGCCCUCAUGGUGUGUCCAGGAUGGUGGCUGGGCCCACGCCCCCAGGUCCAGCCCUGCCCAGGCCUGGCACAAGUGGAUGCUGCCCAGCACUGCAUCCCUGGGGUGUCUGGAAUAGCCUGUGGCCUGCAGUGUGGGCUGGCUACAGCCACACCAGAGAGAUGCCAGCCUGUGUGCACCGCAGAUGUGGCUGACAGAUCUAGUUCCUCCUUCAGCCAGGACAGGAAGUUCAUCCAGACAUCGAGGGAGAGGGUAAGUCCCAAAUGACUGGACUGGAUCCCAUGUCACCAAGCCAGGCUGGCCUCCACAGAUGUGAGGAGCAGUGGGGACAGGGCAUGACAGAGGGUGGGCCUGGGCAUCCUGGCCCUCUAUAGCCAGUGUCCCAGUUCCCUCCUCACAGGUAGACAUGACAGCCCCCCACCUCCCCACCCACCAGCACUCAGGCUCAUGUCUCAACAGUUCUGGCCCCCUGACCUCACUCAGAUACAUUUCUAUCUCAGGACCUUGGCAACAUGCUGCUACUCUCCGGGGUUAGUGCUCUGCCCUGAGGUCCUCCCCAGAGGCCCUCCUGACCACCUCUGCUGGUCACUGUCAUGGUGGAGCCCUUUGGGUUUACUCUGCCUUUGGUGACAUGGGCUAGCAUCAUGGUCCACAGUGUCCCCCUGGGGCCUGUAUCUGAGCCCUUCCCAUCCCUGCACUGCCUGGCUCAAGACUGGGGUUGGCUCCUGAGAAGGAGGGUCCUGCCCACUGUCUCCCAAGAUGGCUAAGGGGGCUCUGCCCAAGCUGGGGGAGGAGGUAGCCCCCUUAUUCAUGCCUGCACUUCUAUCUGGUCUGAUGUGGCUUUCCCAUCGGAGGCCACCACCCACAGCCAUGACCCCACCACUGGGUCUGGCAUAUAGUCAGUGCUUAGUAAACACCCACUGUAGACCCAUUUGCUCCUCCACGAGUCCUGAGCCCUGCACAUGUGACAUAGGGAUGGACAGAAAACCGAGGCCCAGAGAGCUGGUCAGGGCCAAGCCAGGCCCCAAGCAGGUAUGACAACCCUCAGCAAGUCCUCUGAGACCCUAACACAUCCACUGCCUGCUGACGACCCCCUCUGUCCUGCUGGGCAGCUGCCCCACCUGGGGACUCCGCUCUGCCCUCCCUGGGAUGGCAGAAACCCUGAGAGUUGGUGAGGGGCUCAAGGACUAAGAGGUAAGGAAAUGUGCCAGAUUGGGGGACUCCGCAGAGGGACACUCCCAGAGUGAAGUCUUCAGGGGAGGGGCUCUCAAGGCUGAUGCUCCAGGACCCAGAGGGAGCCCUGUGGAGGGACGGCCUGUAGUGCAUGAGCCCGGAGGCCGUGUGAGCUACAACUUGAGAGUUGAGCUGGGACUUGAGACUUGGGCUGGGCCUUGAGGGUGCAGGGUGGUCAGUGUCAGGGAGGGGCAGUCAUGCAGAGCUUGGAAUCGAGGGUGGCUGAGUGAGAUGGGAGGACUGUGUGCUUAACCUUCUUAUCAUCAAAGAGAUGAUGGCUGAUGGAUGGAUGACAUGAUUCACAGGUGAUGGAUGAUAGAUGAUAGGUGGUAGAUGGGUAUAUGAUAGACAGACAGAAAGAUGAUAGACAGAUGGGGGUAGGGAUGCAUGAGUUAACUCCAGGACACCCCGGCAGAGUCGCCAGAUGAGGAACUAGCUCUGUGCCAGUGGAAGCCCAGACAGGACCCCUCUGUCUCUCCUGGGAACUUUUGAUGGCGUCUCCUCAUCUCUCAGGUGUCCUAAGUGGGUCCGAGGAUACCUUCAACCUUGGUGUAUUCUAGAUCUGAUUCAUUCUGCAGGCUCUCCUGCCACCCGGCCCCCAUGUCCACUGUCUGCCCUUUAAGGCCCAGACCCACUUGACCUGAGUGGAGGAAGGACAGGGUGAGUGGGGGGCUCUGAGGAAAGCAGGCCGGGGUGGGAGGGGGCCAGAGGACUGAGAAGGUGGGCUUUUGCUGCAGGACCGGAUCCAUCCUGCUUCCCACACCUGCCACACCCCCUACCCAACUCCUUCCUUUCUCUCCGGUGCCUUCUUGUCCAUCUGCCUUUGACUGAAUUGAAGUCCUCCUUUCUCAAUGCAUUACUUUUAAAAAUCAGGGAGUUGUGGAGUUCCCAUCGUGGCACAGU
Molecule: messenger RNA, 2734 nt
Organism: Phacochoerus africanus (Common warthog)
Lineage: Eukaryota; Metazoa; Chordata; Mammalia; Artiodactyla; Suidae
Gene: NINJ1
Product: ninjurin 1
Exons: 4
Coding region: 83-538 (151 amino acids)
Biological process (GO): tissue regeneration; cell adhesion
Cellular component (GO): membrane
Source: RefSeq, a predicted model, not a curated record